Messenger RNA from Otolemur garnettii (small-eared galago), 793 nucleotides. It is a transcript of the gene CFAP95, whose product is annotated as chromosome unknown C9orf135 homolog. NCBI's taxonomy places the organism in Eukaryota, Metazoa, Chordata, Mammalia, Primates, Galagidae. The record is from RefSeq and is a predicted model, not a curated record. Bases 1 to 690 code for a protein of 229 amino acids. The transcript is spliced from 6 exons. Gene Ontology annotation, cellular component: plasma membrane.
AUGGAGAACUUUCGCAGGUGCUGCCCCGAAUGGUGCGAGACCUCCGAAUACUGCUAUGAGAUCGGCCCCACUGACGUGCUGGAGCGCAAGGGCUCUCUCACCCUCCGCUCCCGUCACAAGAAAUACUCGAAGCCCGUGUUGGUGAAUUCUUGGCACCAUGAUCGAGAAGCUUAUCCCAAAGAUUAUGACAUAGAGGGUCCUGAGAAAGUAAAAAAACUGUGCAACUCCACCUAUUGGCGACUUGGAACAGAUGAACCCCCAAUUUGGAUAUCAGAAACACAUGAACAAAUGUCACAAGUUCAUGUAAACAAAGAAUUGGCAACAAUGAAGAAGGAAGCCUUAUUAAAUGAGGAAACAAUGAGCUCUGGGAUUAUUGAAAGGGACGUUGGAUCACCUGCCACAGGCUUUGGAGCUCUCUUUACGAGACAUCCACCAGAUCGGAACAAAAUGUUUACAGUGUCAACAUACUGUGAAAGCUAUCCUCCGCCAUACGAUUAUCAGCCACGUGGUUAUCCCUGUCAACAUGUAUAUUCCAUAGUCCACAGAAAAUGCCGUUCUCAGUUCACAGAUCUCGAUGGUUCCAAAAGAUUUGGCAUCAACACUUGGCAUGAUGAGAGUGGAAUUUAUGCUAAUUCAGAUGUAAAACAAAAAUUUUACCCCUUGACUGGUGGUCCUAUUGUACCCUUUUAAAAAUAAUGUAUGAAAUCAGAUUCUCCGACUAAUGAAAGAAGAAUAGAAGCAACAGUUAGUGAUUUUCUAUCUUAAUAAAUGCAAUGUAAAUGUUACUAUAGUA